This is a messenger RNA of Owenia fusiformis, 4013 nucleotides long. The record is from the annotation of a GenBank genome assembly. NCBI's taxonomy places the organism in Eukaryota, Metazoa, Annelida, Polychaeta, Sabellida, Oweniidae.
AUUAAAUCCAACUCUCUCAAGACGUAAUGAUUCAUUUGUUUGCGAACUUUCUGUCUCACUAAAAUCGACAUUAGUGAAACCUUUUUAAUUGAAAAAUAAAUGGUAUAUUGUCAUAAUCGAUGAUUCAGAGAUACUUCUUUCUUAAGAUAUUCACUUGGGGAAUAAGUUGAUUAAUUUUGAUGCGUGAGAAGGCAGACCUGGGGCGAUAUAUAACUGAGACAUCUACUUAUGAGAGUACGAUCUGAGGAAGGAAAUUAGGAUACAAACAUAGAACAGCAACAGGAAAGACCAAUCAAGUUAGAGCUACCUCUGGAGUUUAUAUGGAUCUCUCUCAACAAUCAGCUACUUGUGUGUAUUGGCGAUACACAUAACAACAACACAAAGCUUUCAUUAAUUCCCAACAUAUAUUUUACAAGAUAGUUCAAAAAUCAAAAAUGCAUCUUAGUACAUGCUUUUUGUUAGCUCUUAUGCUCCAGUGUGGACUUAUAGGAAUUGCUGAUGGCUCUAGUCAAAUUCAGAAAUACCGAAGGGAGGAACGGAUUUUAAUGAAAGUUUUCAAGACUUUAGAUACAAUUCUGGAGGAUGCCAUUCUUUCAACAGGAAAGCAGUUGGAUAGAGAUAUUGCUUUAUUAAAAGACAUUAUAAAGUUAAAUAACUCUAACGCUAUUGGAAAUAACAUUGAAAAUGGGAGUAAUUCAAAAGUUGGAACUGAUGAGAAAAACAAACUAAAAGAUGAAGAGAUUGUUGUUAAACCUGCUAUAAAAAUGAAGGGAAUUAUUCUUAGGCGAACAUUGAAUGGGAAGUUGAGACCAAGUAAAACCAUUCGAUUUUGGUACCCUAAAAAUAAUGAUGUUUUAGAUACUAAUCACAAUGGAUUCAAAUCUUUAAAAAAUCAGUUUAAAAAAGAAAUCAUACAGAAGACCAAACCUGGGUCAAAGUCUAAAUUUACUGGACAGAACAGACUCGGGGCAAUGGGCCAUUCCAAAAGUUCUGAGAAUUUUGGACAGUUUGGGACAUUUACAAACACAAACUCUUUCAAACAUUCCAAUGUUUCUCCAUUGAAGGAAUCAUUUGGGUCAUUCGCCACUUCCAAAUCAUCUGGUAAUGGAUUUGGAAAGUUUGCAGACUUUAAACCUAACAAGCCUAAGGAAGAGACUUUUGGGAGCUUCGGUGACUUAAAACCUUCAAAAACUCAAGAAAAAACAGGAACUUUUGAUAUUGGUAAUUUUGGUAGCUUCGGAGACUUAAAGCCUUCCAAGACACUAGAAAAACCAGAGAAGUUUGACAUUGUUGGUUUUGGCAAUUUUGCAGACAUUAAACCUGUUAAGAGUCCUUCUUAUGGUUCAUUUAAACCCUCCAUGGACCAGCCUGUUCAAACAGGUAGUUCUGAUACAAUGGGGGAAUUUCCCAGGGGCUCAAAGCAUCAUCAAGCACAGGAGGAUCACUCCCAGGUGUCAUUUGGAUCCUCAGAUGUUAAUAUAUCUGAAGGCUCAUUUGGAUCAAAUACAGACAACUGUAAGGGCAUUAAGAGGAGAAAAUGCAGCUCAGACUCCCAUUGUAGCUGUUUUGGAUUCUACAAAUGCGUCAAAGGUCGCUGCAGGACAAGGGGACACAAGGCAAAAGCUGGGACAACAUUCCAGAGUAAACCAGACAUGGGGACCUGGCACGAGGCACCAAAGACCCCCAUGUAUCAAACAAUGUCAGGAAUGAACCCUGUAUUCAAUUGAUGCUAAUAGGAGUAAUGGAAGUUGUGUAUGCCCAUACACCUACAGGCAUUCCAAAUAUCUGUUGGCAUCAAAGCAUCAGGCCUAUUAGCAUUAAAUCUGGCAUAGGCAUUUGCAUUGCACCAGUGGAGAAUCGCCCACUUGACACACCAACAAUGGACACUGUAUCAUUGGACACACCACUAGAAAACACCAGCAAGACAGAAGAAAUGACACACAACCACACACCACCGAUGGACACUCCAAUAGAUGCACUAGUAGUGGACACGACAACACCAUGAUAGACAGACAAUCAUUCUACACAUUACCAAUGAGACACCACCCACACACUAACUCACACAGCCCAUAACUAAAAAACAGAACAAGUAAUGUGUAAUAAGUUAACACUCUCUAAAGACAAGCCAAGUGGGCUUUCAUCAUCAACAACAUUGCACUUCAAACACUUUGGACAAAGUGUGACACUUGAAUGAACUUUAUGUUGUAAUUGCGUGCCUCUUUGACUUGUUAUUGUAACACUUAUUUGAUUUCGUGAGAUCACACAUUUUGUUGUUAUUCAUUCUUAUUGCCGAGGGAUGUGUGUUAAUCAGAAAGAUUGUGAAAAAAUGUUACUAACAUUAAGCAAACUUUACUGAAAAAGAACAUAAUCAUACUUACUGUCCUGACCAUCAGUUAUUUAAAACAUAUAUAUCUGUCAGUUGCCUCAGAAAAGUGAUACCUCUGUGUUAUUUAAGAAGUUUAUAAGUUAACCACACUUUAAUCAUAUUUAGCUACAGACUGUUAAUGGAGAAUAGCUAGUCUGACUAGUCUCCUAAGGACAGUUGUAUUAUCCCCUCUUAUGUUUAAUCAACCAUUUACAUUCAUAGAGGAGGUAUAGGUGUUAUAACACUAAAACAGAACUGCCCUUCGAUAAUUGUAAAAAAUGCAACCAAUUUGGAUUAAAUAAUUUACUAGCUACAAAUCAGAAGAGAGAACUCAGUCAAUGUGUCAUAUUUAAAUAAGCCAUGUCAGUAAAUAUAUUAUUUGGACAUGUUAAUGGGAUACAUUUGCACAACUGCAUUGAAGGCGAGGGUUUUCUCUUUGGUUUUUCAUGAUGUAAGCUUUGCAAUUUAACACAAUGUACAUCAUUCCCAGACACUUAUCUCUUUAAGUUGUGUUAUUGAUAUUUAAACGUGUCUGAGAUUUUCUCAAGUUUUGUCAUCAAUAGUGAUUUGCACCUUAUCUCCGAAGUACUUGUUAAUGUAAAAUCUACUGAAUCGUAACAGUCAAUGGAAAUGUGUUUGUUGGCUUUUCCAAAGGAUUGUAUAUAAGAAUUAAGGUUAGGGUCAUUAAAUGGAAUGUUUAGCAUUAUUUUAUGGAAUGGGAUGAGGCCCUUUACUUCUCUUACAUCCCCAACAGUCUAUUAUGUAUGAUAAUUAUCAAACAUUGCAGUUAAAAUGUAUGCAGUUUGCUUGAAUUAUAUAAUAUUCAUGAAUGCUAUGUAGACCUCAUUAUGCAGUUUAAAAAAGAUGUAGGGGAUAUAUGCUAAACACUUGAUUUAUUCACCUAAGCCUUAUUUUAUUGUUAUUUACCUUAGCCUUAAUAUAUUAUCAAUUGUAUUCAAACUUCCAAUCCAGCAUUAUCUAGGUUUUGUUUAUUAAGUGCAUCACUUAAGAAUUAUACUAUAUCAGUAUAUUAGAGUAUAUCAAUAUGUAGGUUUGGAUAUAGGAUUUAUCCCUACAGUAGAUAUAUUGAUUUCCCUUGGGAUAAAUUCCAUAUCCAAAUCCUCGCAAUAAAAACUCUCAUAAUAGAACUUGACGAAUAUAUUAUGCUUACUGUUAUGAUGGUGUUUCCAUUUUAAUAUAAACAUUCAUUUCUAUUUGUUAUUUGGUCAACAUAUCAAUUGGAAUACAUAUCAAAAAGUGUACUCAAAAACAGAUAAAAACAUUAUAGUGCCAUAUAAAAAUUACUCAUUUUGUUCAUUAUGUUUGUUGUUUAAAAACUUUAUCACAAUUUAUUUUCUGAUUUAUUGCAAUAAAACUGUAAGCCACAACCAGAUUUCUAAUUAUUUUGAAAUUGUUAAUAUUCUCCUUUGUUACAAUCAGUACCACUUAAAAAUAAUUUGAUACCACCCCUAAGGGUACCAUUUCUUGAUGAUUCAACCCAUUUUGGCGGCACAAAAACUACUUUUCAUCUUAAGUAAUUAAUUUGAUAAAGGGUCAAUCCCUUGUCAUCUACCAUGUGAUUUGUCUGCUAAUGGAUUAUUUGUCUCUCAAUUGAGUUGCACACCACAACAUUAACAAAGAGCAUGUA